AUGGUAAACGCGUUUCAUAGAGUUGAUUUAUGCAACAUAUCAGCAACAGUCCUUGUCGGUCAUAUUCUACUGGUAUUGAUACUAAUAUUACCUUUUCACGUAGGCACACACCGACGCACAGCCCUUGAAAUCCACCAAUAUGCGGCCAGGGAAAUUUAUAAUUAUUGUCACGAGAAUGGAUAUAUCGACGCAUGGGUCUACCUAUACACAUUUUGGUACAAACCUACAGCUUGGAACCAGUGGGCACGAUCUGCUAUUCCUGACCGUAUCCCAGGAGGCAAAACCACAAUGUUGAUUGAAGCCCACUGGAAGGUUUUAAAGCGCAACCACCUAUACAGGUUUAACCGUGCUCGUUUGGACUUGCUCGUUUUCGUGAUUAUUGAAAAACAUUUUCCUGAUUUGCGAGUGAAGUAUAAUCGCGACACCGUCCAGUUCCGGCAAGCUACAAGAUGGCAACAAGCCUUUGUCAACCACUGGAACAAGGCUUAUCGUCUGCCAGAAAACAGCAAUGCAAAUGCGCUGUAUCAGCCAACAGUAGAUACAUGGACUUGUGGCUGCAAAGCCUAUCUUACUAGCCGAUUCCUCAUUUGCAAGCAUCUUGUAAAACGCUCUGGUCAUGGUGAAAUACCAGCUUCCGGUGUUCUUGUUCAUCGACAAUCGACCCAGCCAUUCAUUCGGAUCAGACCAUGGUAUGAAAAUGUUUUUUCCAAUAUGCGAUUGCUGAGCGGACACGUUCCUGCUCCCGCUUCCAUCACUUUCGCCACUACAACUGCCACCUCUGCUAUAACUCCCACUAUAUCUACUACUACAACAUCGAGCAUAAUCGAAAUAAGCGAUAAUGCCAGCGUCGGCGAUGUGGACAGUUUCCACGAUCAACAUGAAGACGACGACUCUGUAUCGCCAACAACAACUUCAAAUAACGAGAAUGCCAGCAGUGUUAUUGUCGAUAGAGAAGCCGAUCUUUUACGACGAGAGCUACAGAUGCAGAGAAACCGACAGCAGCGUCGUGAGCUGGCCCUCCGCAUGCAGCAGUUAGACGACGAGUAUGAAGACGAAACAAAUAUGUAUCGCUAUCUCAUUCCUGCGAAUCUGAAUGAACAAUUUGAAGUAGCUGAAACAAACAACACCGUCGACACCUAUCUGACGCGUGUUAUUAGAGAACGUCGCAGACGCACGAUUCCAACGACAUAUUCUGAAACAGAUCGAUACACACGCCAUGUAUAAGCUUUUGUUUCUAUACCUUCUCUCUCUAUCUUUUUCUCUUUAGUUUUUUUCCAUUAGAUCUCUCUUUACUUUUUUUCUCCCUUCUUGUUUUACCAAAUUUCUUUAAUGUUUAUUCCACCAUUUCUUCAUCAUUUUUCAAACUAUAAUAUAUUAUCCGAUCAUCAACUUCAUG
Zychaea mexicana is the source of this 1396-nucleotide messenger RNA. RefSeq lists its product as uncharacterized. The transcript is spliced from 3 exons. Bases 1 to 1224 code for a protein of 407 amino acids. NCBI's taxonomy places the organism in Eukaryota, Fungi, Mucoromycota, Mucoromycetes, Mucorales, Lichtheimiaceae. The record is from RefSeq and is a predicted model, not a curated record.